GCUGCAACAAACCUUGCAUCUAAGCGGUAGCAAAAACCGACUUACACAAUUGCUUUCUUGCAACGUUAAAUAUUGCUUCUCGAGGCUGAAAUUUUUUGUUGUAUCAAAGGUCUAAAUAUCCUAUUGCAUUCUGUGUUACUGUUUCGGAAUCUGGGUGUCAUAAAAUGCCGAUAUUUUCAACGAUGUACAAUCUCAUUGUGGGUGGCAGCAAGUCUCCGUCCAGAUGUCUGGAUGAAAAUGACAGCUGUAGCCUCAGCAGGAAAGCAAAGGCCUCGCCUGGUAACUCGUCCGUACUCAAAAAACUGAACAGGAAGCAAGGAGAUGCACUUCUUAUGGAGACCAACAAGUUUGCCUACGAGAAAGGGACGCCAUCUUCUUCCAGCAAGAAACGUGAACGAAGUACAUCUGAAGAACGCGACAUCAAUGACGAAAAUUCUGGAACGACGAAAAGAAGGCGUGUAAAUGUAUCAAAGGGAGACGACUUCGAGGAGGCUGCGAGUUUCCUUUCCACUAUUGUCGACAAAGUGUCGAACACAACGGCAUUCAUUUCAAAAACUGAAACCAAUACGACUGCUUCAGAUAACUCGGGUGGCGAAUCGAUCGUUUCUGCGAAUGAAGUCAAGGAGGACCACGUUCCUGUAGAUGAUCCAUCACUUUCAAAAACCGAAAGAACAAACAAUGGCAUUUUCGCAAAUGCCGAUGACAUGGGAUUGAGCAUGCGUGAAACACGCGAUACUUAUAGCGAUGCUCGUGGUGAUCAUGAGCCGUUACGAUCUUCUGAAGAUUCGUUUGUUUCCGCUUCGUCUGCGGAAAUAGCGACGACAUCAAAGAUGUCGAUGACAACUCGACUUCGGCCACUCGUCACAGCGAAAAUUCUUCCAUGCACGAAAAUGAAACGAUGGCGGCCGACGACUUUUCAUCAAUAAACAGUAAGAUCUCGGAUCACAGUCCUGGCGAUAUCCUCAUACCUAAAGUCGAUUGCCUUUCUAAUCUUACUGAUGAGGGAAAAUCUCAGAAAUCGCCUCAAGGGAAUCAGCUCGUUCCCAACCUCCUUUUGGAGGAUGAUAAACAACUAGGGAUGUCGGAAGAGGAGAAUUGUGACGAACAAGUGGUACAUGAAAGGCAACAGAAAAAUGAAUCGGAAGAAGACAAGGAGAGAAAACUUGUUGCUCAACAGAUAUCUGAUGGCGUUCUAACAGAUUCCAUGUUAAGAGAGGAGAACAAACUGAA
Molecule: messenger RNA, 1230 nt
Organism: Xenia sp. Carnegie-2017
Lineage: Eukaryota; Metazoa; Cnidaria; Anthozoa; Malacalcyonacea; Xeniidae
Exons: 5
Coding region: 165-926 (253 amino acids)
Source: RefSeq, a predicted model, not a curated record